AUUUCAGAGACUUAUGAGCAAUUUCUAAGAUUGCAGGAGCAAUUUCUAAAUAAAAUAGCCCUGUUUAUAAAAUCCUAGCAGCCGUCAUCAUCUACCGAAAAACCUCUGACAAAAGCCCUAAAAAAGCUCAAGCUUUCUCAAGCUUUCUCCACCUUUUUCGUUGUUUUUGAUUUCUGAUUCUUAAUUUGAUAGCGAAUGGCUCAGCUGCUAGCCGCUCCAUCGGCUUCUUCACCGAAAAUCUCCUCCCAUUUCCACAAACGAUUCGGUGCUCCAGUUUUUCGUGAUAGCGUAUGCUUUCUGAAUAAUCCCAUCUCACGUUUAGAGGUUGGAGCAAUUUCUAGCUCGACCAAUGGUGCUCCAGUCAUUCAUCACACCCCACGCAAUCGACAUUUCGCUCAGAAUCCCGCCAUUCAAAGCAUACUCUCCGGAAAAGAUGUUUCUGGCUUAAGUGAUGCUCGUGGAAGUCAAAAUGGAAGUGGACUACGGGGGAAAUUAAAUAAAGUUGUCCUAGCUUAUAGUGGUGGCCUUGACACAUCUGUCAUUGUCCCAUGGUUAAGGGAAAACUAUGGAUGUGAUGUUGUUUGCUUCACUGCAGAUGUUGGUCAAGGUGUCAUGGAGAUGGAGGGACUUGAAAAGAAAGCGAAAGCUAGUGGUGCUUGUCAGCUUGUUGUAAAGGAUUUAAAAGAGGAAUUUGUUAAGGAUUACAUAUUCCCUUGUUUGCGGGCUGGUGCUAUAUAUGAGAGGAAGUACUUGCUUGGAACAUCAAUGGCUCGUCCUGUUAUUGCCAAGGCAAUGGUUGAUGUUGCUAAAGAAGUAGGUGCAGAUGCCGUUGCUCAUGGAUGCACAGGAAAGGGAAAUGAUCAGGUUCGAUUCGAAUUAACAUUCUUUGCCUUAAAUCCGAAUCUCAAAGUUGUUGCUCCAUGGAGGGAGUGGGAGAUCACAGGACGAGAAGAUGCUAUCGAGUAUGCUAAGAAACAUAAUGUUCCUGUUCCUGUUUCGAAGAAAUCAAUAUACAGUAGAGACCGGAAUCUAUGGCACCUUAGUCAUGAGGGAGAUAUUCUAGAGGAUCCUGCAAAUGAACCAAAGAAAGACAUGUACAUGAUGUCUGUUGAUCCUGAAGAUGCCCCAGACCGACCCGAAUACCUAGACAUCGGAAUCGUCUCUGGCAUCCCCGUUUCCCUUAAUGGGAAGGAACUUUCACCUGCAACCCUCCUCACCAAACUCAACCAAAUCGGUGGCGAAAAUGGAAUCGGCCGAAUCGACAUGGUAGAAAACAGGCUCGUUGGCAUGAAGAGUCGAGGAGUCUACGAAACUCCUGGCGGUACUAUUCUCUUUGCUGCAGUUCGAGAGCUUGAAUCUCUAACCCUAGACCGAGAGUCAAUUCAGGAGAAAGACCGCAUCGCUCUCAAAUACGCUGAGCUUGUUUAUGCUGGCCGGUGGUUUGAUCCCCUUCGUAGGGCGAUGGACGCGUUUAUGAAGGAAAUAACGGAGACCACAACGGGGACCGUUAGGUUGAAGCUUUAUAAAGGAUCGGUGACUGUUGUGUCGAGAGCGAGUCCUUAUAGUUUGUAUAGGGAGGAUAUUUCGUCUUUUGAGAAUGGAGAGAUCUAUAAUCAGGCUGAUGCUGCUGGGUUCAUUAGGCUUUAUGGGCUUCCGACUAGGGUUCGGGCAAUGCUUGAGAAGUAAUCUGAGGAGGAUUGUUGUUGUGGCUGAGAUUGGAAAACGUUGAAUGGUGUCUUUGUUUUUGACAUUUUUAUGAACAGAUUUGAGUAAAAAUUGUGCUUCAGGGUUUAGCAGCUCUUUUUACUGUUGCACAGUAAUGAGGAAUAAUGCUGUGGCAGGAGAUAUAAAACAGUAUAACGUGGGUGAUUUAUGCUGCAAUGGAAUUUGUUGAGUAAUA
Molecule: messenger RNA, 1900 nt
Organism: Asparagus officinalis (garden asparagus)
Lineage: Eukaryota; Viridiplantae; Streptophyta; Magnoliopsida; Asparagales; Asparagaceae
Product: argininosuccinate synthase, chloroplastic-like
Exons: 10
Coding region: 196-1686 (496 amino acids)
Biological process (GO): urea cycle; L-arginine biosynthetic process
Cellular component (GO): cytoplasm
Molecular function (GO): argininosuccinate synthase activity; ATP binding
Source: RefSeq, a predicted model, not a curated record